Eruca vesicaria subsp. sativa (arugula) is the source of this 2035-nucleotide messenger RNA. NCBI's taxonomy places the organism in Eukaryota, Viridiplantae, Streptophyta, Magnoliopsida, Brassicales, Brassicaceae. The record is from the annotation of a GenBank genome assembly.
UUCUGGUUUGGCCAUGGAAGUAUCUUAGCACUUUCUCUUGUUGGGGUUUUUAUUUGUCUUUUUAAUCUUUUGUAUAAUCUUUUUUUUUUAAGUUUUUGUUAGUGAAAGUUAGUUUCUUUGAUUAGAUAUUUUUGGUGGGUUUUUGGUGGGUUUUAUAUUUGUAAAUCUGAUCAUGGAUUUGAACGGAGAGUGUAAAGGAGGAGGAGGAGGAGAUGGGUUUAUUGAUAGAAGCAGAGUUAGGAUUUUGCUUUGUGACAAUGAUCCUAAUAGCUUGGGAGAGGUUUUCACCCUCCUUUCUCAGUGUUCUUAUCAAGUGACCUCAGUGAAAUCAGCAAGGCAAGUGAUUGAUGCACUAAAUGCAGAGGGACCUGAUAUCGAUAUAAUACUAGCGGAGAUUGAUCUCCCAAUGGCUAAGGGUAUGAAGAUGCUUAGGUACAUCACACGUGACAAAGAUCUUCGGAGAAUCCCUGUCAUUAUGAUGUCGAGACAAGACGAGGUCCCUGUGGUGGUAAAGUGCUUGAAGCUAGGCGCAGCUGACUACCUUGUCAAGCCUCUCCGGACCAAUGAGCUUCUCAACUUGUGGACUCACAUGUGGAGAAGAAGACGCAUGCUAGGACUUGCUGAGAAGAAUAUGAUGAGCUAUGAUUUUGAUCUGGUGGGAUCUGAUCCAAGUGAUCCGAACACAAACAGUGCCACACUCUUCUCUGAUGACACAGAUGACAGAAGUAUUAGAUCCACCAACCCUCAGAGAGGAACAACUUUAAGCCAUCAGGAAAAGGAGUGGCCUGUUGCUACUGGCUCUGUUUGUGCUGGAGAUGGCGCUGAUGGCACAGCCACGUCAACUCCUGCCGUUGCUAUCAUAGAGCCUCCAUUGAAUCAUCUUCCUGAGACUCACCAUGAGUCUACCAAAAGAAAUACUAAUCCAGGGCAAUUUUCUUCAGUGCCAAAGAAAAGUAGGUUGAAGAUUGGAGAGUCCUCUGCCUUCUUCACAUAUGUCAAGUCUACUGUCAUUGGCACUAACUCUCAGGAUCCUCCCCAUGUCAAUGGAAAUGGCUCAGUUCAUCCAGGUGUGGCGGAGAAGCGUCAAGUGGUGGCAAGUGAGGUGAUCAACAAGGCCAAACAAACAAGAGGAGGUAGAGAGACUAAGAAAAACUAUGCUCAAGGAGAGAGCUUAGUGAAUGGCACGCUUGAGCGUUCACGCACGCUUCCAACACCAAUGGAGCUUCAUAGUAGGAGUCACCAAGAAGAUCCAAGUUCCCUUGAGCGGUCACGCACACUUCCACCACCAAUGGAACUUCAUAGGAGUUACCAAGAAGAUCCAAGUUCCGGUGACAGGUCACGCACGCUUCCACCACCAAUGGAUCUUCAUGGUGGUAGGAGUUGUUACCAAGAAGGAGCCAUGGAUGAUGCCAGGGUUGCUAGUAAAGAUUCAUCUCAAGUUGAUGCUUCAAGAUUCGCUGCACACAAUGCAUAUCCUUACUAUAUGCAUGGUGUCAUGAACCAAGUUAUGAUGCAAUCAGCAGCCAUGAUGCCUCACUAUGCUCAUCAACAUCCUCAUAUGAAUGGAAUGACAGGAUUUCCUUAUUAUCAUCACCACCCCAUGAACACAUCGUUACAGCACAGUCAAAUGUCACAGAAUGGUCAUGUGCCUUUACAGAAUGGUCAGAUGCCUUUACAGAAUGGUCAGAUGCCUAUGGUCCAUCAUCAUCAGUCUUGGCCACCGGUGGGGAACUCAUCUCCUAACGAGGUGAGAGUGAAUAAACUUGACAGAAGAGAGGAAGCUUUGCUGAAAUUUAGACGUAAAAGGAACCAAAGGUGUUUUGACAAGAAGAUUAGGUAUGUGAAUAGGAAGCGCCUUGCUGAGAGGAGACCACGUGUUAAGGGUCAGUUUGUUAGGAAAAUGAACGGCGUAAAUGUUGACUUGAACGGGCAGCCUGAGCCUGACUCUGCUGACUAUGAUGACGAGGAAGAGGAGGAUGAAGAAGAAGAGGAGAAUCGGGACUCAUCUCCUCAGGAUGAUGCUCUUGGAACUUGA